Messenger RNA from Oryza brachyantha (malo sina), 2303 nucleotides. Its product is annotated as pumilio homolog 2-like. Lineage: Eukaryota; Viridiplantae; Streptophyta; Magnoliopsida; Poales; Poaceae. The record is from RefSeq and is a predicted model, not a curated record. The transcript has 4 exons. Gene Ontology annotation, molecular function: mRNA binding. The coding region runs from base 19 to 1893 and encodes 624 amino acids. Gene Ontology annotation, cellular component: cytoplasm. Gene Ontology annotation, biological process: post-transcriptional regulation of gene expression.
UUCGACCUCCUCGACGUCAUGGAUCGGGGCAAGCAGAGAGCCGACAGCCCGCCGCCGCCGCGCCCCGCGUACUCCGGCGGCCUCGAGGCCUACCUCAACUUCAACGCGCUCAGCGUCGGCGGCGGCGAAGGCUCGUCGGCGUCGGCGAGGCAGAUGGAGCUGCAGCAAAGGUACGCGAUGCCGAACUCGCCGCUGGUGAUGCCCCUCCCGCCGCCCUCGCAGCCGCAGGACGGUGGUGGUGUUGUUGGGCGGCGGCGCCGCACCCCGCACCCGCUGCUGCUGCAAGUCCAGAGGGAGCUGUUGCGCGGGAUGCAGCAGGCGCAGCAGAACUACUGCGUGGGCGAGGGCUCGUCGAGCAGCGGCGCGCACUUCUGGCCGACGGGCAACGGCGGCGUCUCCCCGACGGCGGCUGCCCACGCCCCCACCGGUGACUAUGGCUUGCCUCCAGCCGCCGACCCCGUCAUGCCAUUCGGCGGUAUUAGCAGUGAGUACGUCUCGCGGUUCGGCAUGGGCUACGCCAAUCCGUUCGACGCUGCCGCUGCCUCCGCCGCCGCCACUGCGCCCGCCAUGCCCCGGCCGCCCGUGGCGCCGAGGUCGGGCACUCUGAGAGCCAGCGCCAGCCAGUACCAGCCCAUCGGUGCCGCGUCCCGCUCCAGCACCGGACGGUACAAUCCUUUGGGCAGCAGCAGCAGCAACCAUCCCCGCUUCUCCGAGCAGGUGUACCAUGAGAACCGCAACGUGGUGGACGCGCUGCGUGCUAACGAGGCGGGCAUUUCAUGGAGGUGCACGCCGCGGAUUAAAGAGGGCCGGUCCCCGGAGGAAAUCCGGUCGGAGAUGCUCCGUGGCCCGAUGCCGCUGGCGCUUGUGUUCUUCCAGUCGUCGGCGGCGCACGUGAUCCGCCUUCUCGAGGAGGGCGCGGAGAAGGGCGUCGAUCUGUACCGCCUGAGCGCGCUCGCCGCGAUCAAGACCCAGGUGCACAGGGUCAUGGAAGACAAGGAGGGGUCCCAGGUUUUCAUCGCUCUGAUGAACGCCUGCGCCGAGCGGAAGGACGAGAUCCAUGCCAUCGUCGCCGCCGCCACCGGACCGCCCGUCGUCGGCAACGUCAACGUCAACGGCGUGCCCAAGACCUCACAUCUCUUGCAUCUCACACGGCAGGAGUACGGGGAGUCUUCUCUGAAGGCGCUCAUCACCGCCGCGGCGCCGUUCUCUGACAUGUGCAAGCUGCUCGUCGACUGUUUCAUGUGCGAGAGCGUCAUGGAUCACCCAAGAGGGGAUCGAAUUCUUCGCUGCUGCUUCGAGUUGAUGAGCUACGGCGAUACCAAGAUUAUGAUCCAGUUCGCGUGCUACCACUCCAGUAAACUUCUCCAUUCGUCGCCAGGGUCGAGGUGCAUCUCGGAAUGCUUCGAGAGCGCGAGGGGCGAAGAGCUCGAGCAGCUGGAGCACAUCGUCCUGGUGAACGCCGCCACGAUCGCCAGGGGCAACUACAGCAACUACUUCAUCCAGCGGGUGCUGGUGAAGGGCAGCGAGGGGCUCAAGCAUAAGCUGGUGUCGGCCCUCAUGACGGACGUGGCGAGCCUCUCCCGACAGCAGUUCGGGAGCUACGUCGUCGAGGCCUGCUUCCUCACCACCGGGUCGGUGGAGCUGCUGCACCUCGUGCUCUCCACCUUCCUGAAACUGCCCGACGACCAGCUCGCCGACGUGGUGCAGUGCGGCUACGGCAACUACGUCAUCCAGAAGCUGGUCGACGCCAGCAAGGAACCGUUCCGCAAUGAGACGAUGAUGCUGGCGCGGCGGAUCCAGAGGCUACCGGAGGAGGUGCUGGACAGGAUGAGCGCGAAGCAGGUGCUGAAGUUCCUCAGGAGGCUCUUCCCCAGCCGCAAUCGCCUCCACUAGGCGCGUGGCGCUUGUUCUGUUUUGUAGGUCUGCAGUUCUGCAUGUUCACGAUUGUUCUGGUGUUUGUUAACAACUGUCAAUGUAGCAUCAAGGCAGGGACUUGCCAAUGUAGCCAGCCAAGCCAGGGCAAGGAAUUAAGAAGAGUCGAAUAGGAUUGUCUGUGUGUCUAGUAGCUUGUGUGUUCGUUUGUUCAAUUAGCCUGUGUUUGAUUGUUAGGCCGAAGUGAUUUAUAGGGGAUUUUGGGGGUUUGUGGCAUGAUCUGUAUGUCAUGUUAAAGUUUUGGUGUUGUGUGUUAUGAUUACCCAUUACUGUCGUGUUGGUACUAUGUUUGGCUAAUUGGCUCAAAAUACUAUGCAUUUGUUGUCUCUGAUGAUUGGCUGAAAAGAUUAUACAUGCUGUCUGAUGCUGCG